Molecule: messenger RNA, 366 nt
Organism: Lolium perenne
Lineage: Eukaryota; Viridiplantae; Streptophyta; Magnoliopsida; Poales; Poaceae
Product: B3 domain-containing protein Os03g0212300-like
Molecular function (GO): DNA binding
Source: RefSeq, a predicted model, not a curated record
AUGUCAUCGUCUUCCAAGUGGGAGUGGGAGUUCGAGUUCAUCGUUGUCCUUAAUGGCGACCCACUCAGCAUCCAGAGGCUGCCGGACAAGUUCGCCGAGUUCGUCGCUGGCAAUGAGCCGGCCGCGCUGCAGCUUCGGGAGGCUGGCGGCGGUUUCUGCCGGUGGCCGGUGGACGUGCUCCUUGACGGGCGCGAGAAGAUGUACCUCCACACCGGCUGGGAGGAGUUCGCACGCUUCUACGGCCUCCAAGCCGGCUGCGUGCUCACAUUCUCGUACCAAGGCGACGAGCAGGUGAGCGUAAAGGUGUUCGACGGCACGUCCUGCCGCCGGCACUACCACGGCGAUGACAAAGAGGAGGAAGAUUGA